CGACCGCUUCCCACAUUUCAAAUUCAAAAACAAAAAACCCCACUCUCUCUCCCGCUCUAUCCCUCCCAUUACAACCGGUUCACCACAUUUCAAUUCAAUGGCCGGCGACGAUCAGCCACCGCCGUCACCAUUUCCACCAUAUUCUUCAUCAUCUUCAUAUCUCCUCAAAGACAUUUCAAAUUUCAAAACACCAACUCGCAAUUCUCAGAUAUUUAAUAAUUUCACUUCCCCUUCCCCUCAAUUCUUCACCGCCUCCAAACAAACCCUAAGAAGUUCCCGCCCCAAACACAAAACCGCGACAGCCCGUCGCCUUAAGGCAUUUGAACUAGAACAGUCACAGUCGUCGCGGAAACUCCAAAAUAAAAAAGAACAGUCACUUAAAUCACUGUCUAAGUCUCUCACUGCCUGGCUCAAUUUUCUCUUUCAAAACCCUAGAUCAUGCGGCUGCGAUGUUACGGUUAAUAGCGGUGAGAAUGGAGAUGAAAGUGUGUCGGGGAAGCUAGGGGAGAAGAGGCAGAGGAAUGUUGUGGUGUGGCGGAGUCCGAAGAAACAUAGGGAUUUGAAAUGGCAAGGCGGUGAUGGUGGUGAUAAGGCGAAUGCCGACCGAGUUACCAAGAAUUAUGGAUUCUUGAAAAAUUCGUUGAAGGAUGUGUGUAGUUUUGAUGAUUUGAAGCAGAGAAUGAGAGUUCAUUUGAGCUUGGAUUCUUGUAAUGAGGUUUUCGAUGCUAUGUCUCAUGUUGUUAAGAAUAUUGAUGAAGGGAGGCUGAAAAUGAAGGCACAUUGCCCGAUAGUAACAGAUUUUGGAAUGAAAGAGAAGGCUGUGCGAAUUCUUUUGUCUUAUAACCCAAUCUGGCUUCGGGUUGGAUUGCAUACUAUUUUUGGUGGUGAUUCAUCGUUGCCUAACGGAGACGUCAAAUCUGAUGAAGAGAUUGCCUUCUUGAAGAUAGUUCUUGAAAAACAGUUUUUCUCUCAUGCUGGAUUAGCAAAAGCUUAUGCUUACAAUAAGAAGGUCGAAGGUUUAUAUAGACCAGGUUAUUAUGAGGAGUUGGGUAAUGUAAUAUUGAAGAGAUUUUUAUUGUUGGUUCUUAUACUUGAUAGAGCAAAAUCUCAAAGUGCUCUAUCUUUGAAGUAUGGUAUUGAUGGAAUUGACGGGGGCUCCCCUCUCCUAUUUGUGGUACAAUCAAGUAUUAAAUCCUGUCGUCAAAUGAUUAAUGAUUUUUUAUCAUCGGAGAUAAUGCUUGGAGAGGGUAACCUUCUUGCACAUCUUGUGAUCGUAGGCUACAGAGUAUCUUACCAGCAGUGUCCUCUUGUUGAGUAUGACUUUAGAGUGAAGGAUUUAUUUCCGGACCUACAAGAUGGAGUGCGGCUUUGUCGAGCCAUUCAGCUUUUACGAAAUGACUCAUCUAUCCUUAUGAAAAUGGUACUUCCAUCUGAUACUCUCAAGAAAAAUGUGACCAACUGUAGCAUUGCCCUGCAAUAUCUAAAACAUGCUGGUGUGACAUUGUGUGAUGAUGAUGGAAUGAUGAUUAUGGAAGAUGAUGUUGCUAGUGGAGACAAGGAACUAACCCUUAGCUUGCUAUGGAAUAUGUUUGUUCACUUGCAGCUGCCGCUUCUAAUUGACAACACAAUAUUAGCUGUGGAAAUUUUGAAGAUUCAUGGAGCCAAUGGGGACUCAUCUGAAAGCAUUAAUCAGAAUUCUUCUUCUCUGCAGUUGCUCUUGAACUGGAUCAAGGCAGUCUGUGAUAAGUAUGAUUAUAAGGUUGAUAACUUUUCUACUUUGGUUGAUGGAAAAGCUGUAUGGUGUUUGCUUGACUAUUACUUCAGGAAAGAACUCUGUUGUUCUCGUUCUCUCAAGGACCCCACUGACAUUAGAGGGGGCGAAUCAAUUAUGGCUGCUGCUGAUUAUACAGAUGCAGUGCACAACUUCAUAUUAUCACAGAAGCUGAUAAUUCCGGAGAUUCUGCAAAUCAGUGACAUACUUGAACAUAGUGGUGCAACCAGCGAAAGGAGUGUAGUUAUUCUAUUGGUCUUUCUUGCAUCUCAGCUAACUUCACAGAAAACUACGCUGAAUUUUCAUAAACUGUUAUGCCGUAACUGUCAAAGUCCAGAAAGAAGACAUUCAAGUAUCGAACAGUGUUCCAUGACUUUGAAUGCAUUUGUAGACCAAGAAGAAAUAGAUCGGAACUGUGUUCAAGAUGCUGCUACAAAAUUUAAGGCCAUUAAAGCUUGGUGGCAAGAUAUGGCUGAACAGAACAACAGUUUUGUUUCAAAGCCUGCAAGUUCUUUUCUUCAGCACAACUCAACUGGUGCAUUCAGUAUCAACUUUCAAAAAGAAAAUGCAGCAACAUUCAUACAGUCUCACAUCAGAAGAUCAGUUGUCCAUUCCAAUUAUGUGAAAAUGAAAGAUGCAGUUCUAUUUCUGCAAACUGUUAUUCGUGCUUGGUUAAUGAUGAAGCAGAAAUCAGCACCUUACAAAUUCAGUAAUCACAUCGUGCAAGAGUCUAUAUAUGAAAGAUGGAAACAGUCAGGAAGAGAUAGGAGAUAUGUCAAUUUUAUUGUUGACAGACAUAGCUUUAUCAAGUUAAGAAGGUCAGUGGUGUUCAUCCAACAAGCAACUAGGAUUUGGUUGACUCAAAGACUUCAGGCUGGACGAGUAAGAACUCAUAAUACAUCCUCUACAGAGCUAGUUAAUGCUGCUAUGUUUGUUCAAAAACAUUUUCGUGGAUGGAUGGCAAGGUCUAGGUAUCAUGUUAUUCAGAUGACAAAGUUUUCACACAUGCGCCAACUGCACCGUAGUAAUCUUGAAACAGAAUCAGCCAUUAAAAUCCAGCUGGCCUGGAAGAAUUGUAUUGCUACUAGGUCUCUCUACAAUCAGCAUCUUGCUGCAAUUAAAAUCCAGCAUCUUUACCGAUCUUGGAAGUUGAAACAGAUGACAAUGGUUUCACGCAUGCGCCAGUUAUACCGUAGUAAUCUUGAAAAAGAAUCAGCCAUUAAAAUCCAGCUGGCCUGGAAGAAUUGUGUUGCUACUAGGUCUUUCUACAAUCAGCAUCUUGCUGCAACUAAAAUCCAGCGUCAUUUCCGAUGUUGGCAGUUGAGAAGGAAUUUUUUGAGACAGAAGGAUCUGAUAACAAAAGCUCAGAGAUGCUACCGCGGUUGGCUAAGAAGGAGGAACUUUAGGCUCCAACUAGAAGCUGCAACUAAGAUCCAAAGUAUUGUCCGGAGCUUAAAGUGCUGGAAGACAUUUCAUUGUUGCAAAAAUGCAGCUAUUGAAAUUCAACGGGUUGUUAGGGGACAAAUUGCUCAAAAAAGGCUUAUAGGGGCUUGUCAUUUUCAUGUGUCCGCUCCUGGUUAUUGUAAUUUCCAUCCUUCAGUUAGCUGCUUUCACAGUACCGAACUGGAAAUAAUCUCAAUACUCAAGUUGCAAAGGUGGUGGAGAGGUGUUCUGCUAUCUAAACAAAGAAACAAGUCAGCAAUUAUUAUACAGACAUAUGUUCGGAGCUGGAUCCGCAGGCAAAGGAUAUCUAGAGAAAGCCGACUUGUUGUUAGGAUCCAAUCGCAUUGGAAAGGCUACCUUGUACGUAAAGAGUCAAGAGGGAAGCUAGUUGAAUUGCGCUCAAGAGUACAUAAAUCUGCCCAAAAUGUUGAUGACAGUAUGCGUAUUAUCAACAGACUCAAAGCGGCACUUUCAGAACUUCUGAGUAUGAAAAGCAUCAGUGGAAUUCUUCAUACUUGUGCAACUUUAGAUAGGACUACACAGCAUUCUCAGAAAUGCUGUGAGGAGCUUGUGGCCGCUGGAGCCAUUGGUAUUUUACUGAAACUGAUGCGCUCAGUCAGUCGAAGCAUUCCCGAUCAGGAGGUCUUAAAGCAUGUACUUUCCACAAUCCGGAACCUUACUCGAUACCAGCACCUAACUGAAGUGCUUAUUGACAGCCAUGGAUCUGUAGAAAUAAUUUUUGGAGAAUUUCUGAGAAACAAGGAGGAGGGUUGUUUUAUUGCUGCAGAUAUAUUGAAGAAAAUUUGUUCUAAUAAAAAAGGUGGUCAGUCCUUUAGUAAGUCACCUGCCCUUUUAAGAAGGUUGGAUAGUCUCGUUGAAGAACUUACAAGGAAAUUAACCAUUUUGAAAAGAUACCCUCAGGGUGUGGCAGCAAGAGAGAAAACAGAGAAAAAAUUGAGGGAGGCUGUUGGACUUCUCAGAUUGAUAGCAAUUAACUGAUCUUCGGCUGUAGUUUGCUAAAAGUUACUAUCUGUAUAUCUAUAACAAAAUUUGCUAACAAUGAAAAUAUUUUUAUUGAAAUUAAA
Molecule: messenger RNA, 4299 nt
Organism: Mercurialis annua (annual mercury)
Lineage: Eukaryota; Viridiplantae; Streptophyta; Magnoliopsida; Malpighiales; Euphorbiaceae
Exons: 19
Coding region: 98-4213 (1371 amino acids)
Biological process (GO): mitotic cell cycle; spindle organization; establishment of meiotic spindle localization
Cellular component (GO): spindle pole
Molecular function (GO): protein binding
Source: RefSeq, a predicted model, not a curated record